CCAAUCUCCAGAAUGUAAUCAGCUAUACAGAUAACUGACGUGUACGUCUGACAAAUCAAGGUAGCACUUAGCAGACGGAUUUGUUUAAGUUAUAGAUUGGUUGAGGUAAAACGUAUUUUUCAAUUUUAUGUCGAGAGAAUAAAUAAUAUAACAAUUAAGUUUCAAUUCAUUACUGUUGAUCUUUCCAAGGCUUUAUAAGGGCGUCAGGAUAAGUUUUUACACAGAACAAGAUGGGCUUUUUUCUGGGAAGCAGAUUGAGUGUUUUCGUUAUUGUUGCCGUUGCUGGGUUUGUGGCUUAUGACAUCAACAAAUAUGGCAGUUUUAGAGCUUCAAAAACAGGAGUUUUUCUCAGAGACUGUGGAGUAUUGCGUUACGGUGAACUUGCUCUGACAAGAUUCAGGAGUUAUUCACAACAGGCUUACAGGUGGAGCCAAAAACAUGUCCCAGGCUACAUGUCGUUCAUGCGAGAAAGUCUAGCUGUCUACCUAAUCAUUAUAAGAGAUGUUGUGACCCGUCUAGCCACCCAUCUGUGGGCCAACAUCAGCCAGAUCUGGCAUUACUUUGUGGACAAGAAACCAGCGGUUGUGAAAUGGCUGAACGAGUACCUUCCAGGUGUCUCUGACAGUGUCAGCAGCUGGCUGAGUCAGGGCUGGUCUCUGUUGCUGCAGUACGCCACGAUCGUGAUUCAGUGGCUCAAGGACAAUGUCUUUGUAGGCAGCUUGUCACCGGAGAACUUACAAAGACUCUCGUGGGAAGCUCUCAACACUACGCAAACUCUUGCCCGCCAAACAUUGUCUUGGAUCAACGGCAAAAUGGCACCAGUCAUUGUUGGUUCCAGCACUUAGUCACUGGCACCCCCUCCUUUACUUGUCAGUUUCUGAACCAAACCGGUCUCUCCUAAUGUUACCAUCUUUCAGUUCACUGGCACCCCCUCUUUUACCUCUCAGUUCCUGAACCAAACCAGUCUCUCCUAAUGUUACCAUGUACACAUACCUAAUGUUACCUAAUGUAAACAUCUUUCAGUUCACUGGCACCCCCUCUUUUACCUCUCAGUUCCUGAACCAAACCAGUCUUUCCUAAUGUUACCAUCUUUCAGUUCACUGGCACCCCCUCUUUUACCUCUCAGUUCCUGAACCAAACCAGUCUUUCCUAAUGUUACCAUCUUUCAGUUCACUGGCACCCCCUCUUUUACCUCUCAGUUCCUGAACCAAACCAGUCUCUCCUAAUGUUACCAUGUACACAUACCUAAUGUUACCUAAUGUAAACAUCUUUCAGUUCACUGGCACCCCCUCUUUUACCUCUCAGUUCCUGAACCAAACCAGUCUUUCCUAAUGUUACCAUCUUUCAGUUCACUGGCACCCCCUCUUUUACCUCUCAGUUCCUGAACCAAACCAGUCUCUCCUAAUGUUACCAUGUACACAUACCUAAUGUUACCUAAUGUAAACAUCUUUCAGUUCACUGGCACCCCCUCUUUUACCUCUCAGUUCCUGAACCAAACCAGUCUUUCCUAAUGUUACCAUCUUUCAGUUCACUGGCACCCCCUCUUUUACCUCUCAGUUCCUGAACCAAACCAGUCUCUCCUAAUGUUACCAUGUACACAUACCUAAUGUUACCUAAUGUAAACAUCUUUCAGUUCACUGGCACCCCCUCUUUUACCUCUCAGUUCCUGAACCAAACCAGUCUUUCCUAAUGUUACCAUCUUUCAGUUAACUGGCAUCCCCUCUUUUACCUUUCAGUUCCUGAACCAAACCGGUCUCUCCUAAUGUUAUCAUCAUUCAGUUUACUGGCACCCCCUCUUUUACUUGUCGGUUACUGAACCAAACCGGUCUCUCCUAAUGUUACCACCUAUCAGGGUGGUAGCAUUAGUUUGUUCUAGUUUAUUGUUGAUUCAUGUUGUUUAAAACUUUAAGUAAGUCUUAAAUCAAUGGUUUGGGUUGUUCUUUCACAGUUUUCAUUAUUACUCGGGGAGCUUCUUGGAAAAUCCUCUCCAACUCCUUCCUUCAACCCCCUUCUUCUACUGUCUUUUGGUCUUCCCAUUGGUAUUUUCCCUUCCAUUCUGCUCACAUGUACCUUUGGCACAUGGUUAUUCAGGUAUAGAACAAUAAUUAAAAAACAACCACAAAACUUUCACAAAAUUUGUGUAACUGGUACAGUAACUUCACCGCCAUGUUUUAACAAAAUACUGACAACAAACUCAAGUGGGAGAGGAAAAAAUAGAGUGAUGAAAGUAAAAAGAAUAUAAAAUAAAAGUACAAAAAGAAUUUCUCCACUGGAUUAAAGC
This is a messenger RNA of Homalodisca vitripennis (glassy-winged sharpshooter), 2281 nucleotides long. RefSeq lists its product as uncharacterized. The coding region runs from base 231 to 845 and encodes 204 amino acids. NCBI's taxonomy places the organism in Eukaryota, Metazoa, Arthropoda, Insecta, Hemiptera, Cicadellidae. The record is from RefSeq and is a predicted model, not a curated record. The transcript has 6 exons.